AUGGAUAAUGAAUAUACAAUUGAACAAUUUUAUAAUGAUUUACUAUUAAAUAUUUUGCCUGAAGAAAAUCGGGAGUUAGAAGUUAAAGCUUUUUUAGGAAAACAUGAAAAUGGUAAUGAAAAAAAAUGUAUGAUUUUUGAUUUUAUUGAUUAUCUUCAAGAAAAUAAUGCAGGAUGGGUUGAAAAAGAUGUAGUUGAAAGUCUUGGACAAGAAUUUGUUAAAUAUGUAACAGAAGCAAUCUGGUAUAUUGAUAUGUGUGAUUCUUUAGUAUCAUAUGUAUUAUAUUUAGAUAAUCAAACAAAGAUUAUAAAUGAAAAUCACAUCCUGGAUAAAUCAAUUCAUUCUAUUGCAGAUUCUGGAACUACUAUCAUUUAUAAUACUAAUAAGUUUCAUCUAAGUGAUGUUAUAAAUAAAUAUGAAACAUUAGUUAAUGUUUUGCAAGAAUUAGAAUAUUGGAUUCUAGCAUUACAAUUUAGUAAUCCAAAAAUUGUAAUUGAUUUGCAUGAAUUAAAUCUUAGUCAGUUAGAAAAGUAUAAUGUUUUCUGGAAAUAUUGUCAAAAAUUUCUGGAUGGUACCAUAAAAAAUUCAGUAGAUUCUUUAUUAGCUGUUGAUGAAUGA
Molecule: messenger RNA, 618 nt
Organism: Rhizophagus irregularis DAOM 181602=DAOM 197198
Lineage: Eukaryota; Fungi; Glomeromycota; Glomeromycetes; Glomerales; Glomeraceae
Source: RefSeq, a predicted model, not a curated record